GCCGGAUGCCCGGAUGACGCUGUACUUUCCACUCUCGGAGCCCCCACAUCUCGUUCCAGCCCAGCUGCGGCCGCCGGUUUAGCUCCGCGCCGCCCAAUCCCCUUCCCCGCCGCGCCGGCGUCCUCUCCUCGCGGUUAGUCGCGCAUCGCUGUUGCUCCCUUCGUUUCCUUUCGCCUCCCCCUUUGGAGCAAGGAAGGAGGCCUGAGAUAUUAUCACUGCUGCGGUAUUCCCUUUCCCUCCCCGUGCUUAUCCGCGUCGGAAUCCAAUCUCCUCCUUCCCGUCUCUCUCCAAGGGAAAGCAAAGCUAGCAAACCCCCCGCUUUUCGCGUAUGACCCCCUCUCCGCGCCCAUGAUUCCCGCCGAUUCGCCCGCCCAUUUGCUCCUACCUGCUUCGGCGGCGUUAGUUCGGUAGUGGGAAGGAGGAGGAGGAGGAGGAGGAGGAGGAGGAGGAGGCGGGUGGGGGGGGGGAAUUGAAUCGGGGGCGCGGAGAUGUCGUCGUCGCGGUCCAACAACCGUGGCACGUGCUCGCGGAGCAGCUCGGCGCGGUCCAAGCACAGCGCACGCGUGGUGGCGCAGACGCCGGUUGACGCGCAGCUGCACGUCGAGUUCGAGGGGUCGCAGCGCCACUUCGACUACUCGUCGUCGGUGGGCGCGGCGGGGGCCAGCACCAGCACCGUCUCCGCCUACCUCCAGAACAUGCAGCGGGGCCGCUACAUCCAGCCCUUCGGCUGCCUGCUCGCCGUCCAACCGGACACCUUCGCGCUGCUCGCCUACAGCGAGAACGCGCCCGAGAUGCUCGACCUCACUCCACAUGCCGUGCCGACCAUCGACCAGCGGGACGCGCUGGCCGUCGGCGCCGACGUGCGCACGCUCUUCCGAUCCCAGAGCUCCGUCGCGCUGCACAAGGCCGCCACCUUCGGGGAGGUCAACCUGCUCAACCCCAUCCUCGUGCACGCCAGGACGUCCGGGAAGCCGUUCUACGCCAUCAUGCACCGCGUCGACGUCGGCCUCGUCAUCGAUCUCGAGCCGGUCAACCCAGCCGACGUGCCAGUCACCGCCGCUGGCGCGCUCAAGUCGUACAAGCUCGCCGCCAAGGCCAUCUCCCGGCUGCAGUCGCUGCCCAGCGGGAACCUCUCGCUGCUGUGCGACGUGCUGGUCCGUGAGGUGAGCGAGCUCACGGGCUAUGACAGGGUGAUGGCGUACAAGUUCCAUGAGGAUGAGCAUGGCGAGGUCAUUGCCGAGUGCAGGAGGUCUGAUCUGGAGCCGUAUCUUGGCCUGCACUACCCGGCCACCGACAUCCCGCAGGCAUCCAGGUUUCUGUUUAUGAAGAAUAAAGUGCGGAUGAUAUGCGAUUGCGCUGCUACUCCUGUGAAGAUCAUUCAGGAUGACAGCCUAUCACAGCCUCUCAGCUUAUGCGGCUCCACACUCCGGGCUCCCCAUGGUUGCCAUGCGCAGUACAUGGCAAACAUGGGUUCCGUUGCAUCACUUGUGAUGUCGGUCACUAUAAACGAGGAUGAGGAGGAGGACAGGGGCACCGGGAGUGACCAGCAGCCCAAAGGCAGGAAGCUUUGGGGGCUGGUGGUCUGCCAUCACACAAGCCCAAGGUUCGUCCCUUUCCCGCUAAGGUAUGCUUGCGAGUUCCUCUUGCAAGUGUUUGGCAUACAGCUCAACAAGGAGGUGGAACUGGCUGCUCAGGCAAAGGAGAGACACAUCCUCAAAACGCAGACCCUUCUCUGUGAUAUGCUCCUCCGGGAUGCUCCUGUUGGGAUAUUUACCCAGUCACCUAAUGUAAUGGAUCUAGUAACGUGCGAUGGUGCUGCAUUGUAUUACCAAAACCAGCUUUGGGCGCUAGGAUCAACACCCUCCGAGGCAGAUAUAAAGAACAUUGCCACGUGGCUGCAGGAGUACCAUGAUGGUUCAACUGGGCUGAGUACUGACAGCUUAGUCGAAGCGGGUUAUCCCGGUGCUGCUGCAAUUCGUGACACUGUGUGUGGCAUGGCAGCCAUAAAGAUCUCUUCCGUAGAUUUUAUCUUUUGGUUUCGAUCCCACACAGCAAAGGAGAUCAAGUGGGGUGGAGCUAAGCAUGAACCAGUUGAUGCAGAUGAGAAUGGGAGGAAGAUGCAUCCACGAUCUUCGUUCAAGGCCUUCUUGGAGGUGGUUAAAUGGAGAAGUGUUCCUUGGGAGGAUAUUGAAAUGGAUGCUAUCCAUUCUUUGCAGGUAAUAUUACGUGGCUCCCUGCAAGAUGAAGAUGCCAACAAAAACAAUUUAAGGUCUAUUGUAAAAGCUCCAUCCGAUGAUAUGAAGAGGAUACAGGGUCUACUUGAACUGAGAACAGUUACAAACGAGAUGGUCCGCUUAAUUGAGACGGCAACUGCCCCUAUCUUGGCUGUCGACAUCACCGGUAACAUAAAUGGAUGGAACAAUAAAGCUGCAGAACUCACUGGAUUACCUGUCAUGGAAGCCAUAGGGAGGUCUCUGGUGGAUCUCGUCGAGGAUGAUUCUGUUGAAGUGGUCAAACAGAUUUUGAACUCAGCCUUACAAGGAAUUGAAGAGCAAAAUCUGGAAAUCAAGCUAAAAACAUUCCAUGAGCAGGAACACAACGGCCCUGUAACCUUGAUGGCUAAUUCCUGCUGUAGUCGUGAUCUUUCAGAUAAAGUUGUGGGGGUUUGCUUUGUAGCACAAGAUUUAACAGGGCAGAAGAUGAUUAUGGAUGAGUAUACUCGGAUACAAGGGGACUAUGUUGCAAUAGUAAAGAACCCCAGUGAACUCAUCCCUCCCAUAUUUAUGAUCAAUGAUCUUGGUUCCUGCUUAGAGUGGAAUGAAGCUAUGCAAAAGAUUACUGGUAUGAAGAGGGAAGAUGCGAUAGAUAAGUUGUUAAUUGGGGAGGUUUUCACCCUUCAUGAUUAUGGCUGUAGGGUUAAAGAUCAUGCUACUCUAACGCAACUUAGCAUUCUAAUGAACACACUGAUUUCUGGUCGAGAUCCCGAGAAACUCCUUUUUGGUUUCUUUGACACAGACGGCAAGUAUGUAGAAUCCCUGCUGACAGCAAACAAGAGGACAAAUGCUGAGGGUAAGAUCACUGGUGCUCUUUGCUUUCUGCAUGUGGCCAGCCCAGAGCUUCAGCAUGCUCUGCAGGUGCAGAAAAUGUCUGAACAAGCUGCUACAAACAGCUUCAAGGAAUUGACAUAUAUUCGCCAAGAAUUAAGGAACCCACUCAAUGGAAUGCAAUUUACUCGUAAUUUGUUGGAACCUUCCGAAUUGACAGAGGAGCAGAGGCGACUUGUUGCAUCAAAUGUUCUCUGUCAGGAACAGCUGAAAAAGAUUUUACAUGACAGUGAUCUAGAAAGCAUUGAACAGUGCUAUAUGGAGAUGAACACAGUAGAAUUCAACCUUGAGGAAGCUCUGAAUACGGUCCUAAUGCAAGGCAUGCCAUUGAGCAAGGAAAAAAGAAUUUCUAUUGAUCGUGAUUGGCCUGUUGAGGUAUCAUGCAUGUACCUAUAUGGGGACAAUUUAAGGCUUCAGCAGGUCCUUGCAGACUACCUGGCAUGCACUCUUCAAUUCACACAACCAGCCGAAGGACCUAUUGUACUACAAGUCAUUCCUAAGAAGGAAAAUAUUGGGUCUGGCAUGCAGAUUGCUCAUUUAGAGUUCAGGAUCGUCCAUCCCGCACCGGGCGUCCCAGAGGCUCUGAUACAGGAGAUGUUCCGAAACAGCCCAGGGGUGUCCAGGGAGGGCCUGGGCCUGUACAUAAGCCAGAAGCUCGUGAAGACAAUGAGCGGGACGGUACAGUACCUCCGGGAAGCCGAGAGCUCGUCGUUCAUCGUCCUGGUGGAGUUCCCGGUCGCCCAGCUCAGCAGCAAGCGGUCCAGGCCUUCGACAAGUAAAUUCUGAUGCUCUUGCUCCCCCAGAACUGUAAACUAGGUAGCCCCUUCAGGGAGAGCUCAGCUGUGCCAAAUGCUCAGACGUACCAGUAUGGCAGUGUGGAACAUUGGUUGGUCACGCUGGUACGCAUCUGGCGCGGACUGUGUAAUGCGGGUUGAUUUGGUCGUUUGGAGAGCUAGCUAGCUGGCUAGGUGUAGUGUAACGUUAACCGACAACUGUAUGUGAAUGAUGGAAUGUGGCGAUGAAUAAAAACUUCACUUGUGUUUUUUUGGU
Phragmites australis (common reed) is the source of this 4154-nucleotide messenger RNA. Its product is annotated as phytochrome C. Gene Ontology annotation, molecular function: phosphorelay sensor kinase activity; protein homodimerization activity; photoreceptor activity. The record is from RefSeq and is a predicted model, not a curated record. Gene Ontology annotation, biological process: red, far-red light phototransduction; detection of visible light; protein-tetrapyrrole linkage. The transcript is spliced from 4 exons. Lineage: Eukaryota; Viridiplantae; Streptophyta; Magnoliopsida; Poales; Poaceae. The coding region runs from base 489 to 3890 and encodes 1133 amino acids.